This is a messenger RNA of Symbiodinium sp. CCMP2592, 1071 nucleotides long. The record is from the annotation of a GenBank genome assembly. Lineage: Eukaryota; Dinophyceae; Suessiales; Symbiodiniaceae.
AUGCACAACCACAGCUGGUCAAACCGGAGUUGCGAUGCUCAUGGCAUUUGUUGGAAGUGUCUGAACCGCUUUGUGGAGGUGCAAAUUCUGGAGGAGGGCCGAUUCAACAUCAAAUGCCCCGGAAUUGGUUGCAACUACCGCCUCCUCCCCCUCGAUGUGGAGAGGGCCUUGGAGGCGUCAGAGCCGGAACGCCAGCAAGUGGCACUGAAGCGCUACAGCAGCAUGCGCAGCGGGAGCCACGGGCAGAGGCUUCGGGAAGUCGUCCUUGGAUCAGCCGGGCCUUCAGAACGCUGGCUGCUGGAGGAGUGCCAGGCAUGUCCUCAGUGCCUUUCUUUGGUUCGGCGCGAAGAUGGCUGCCUUCACGUCUUCUGCCGCUGCGGCUGCGACUUCUGUGCCGGUUGCGGCAGCCCCAAGCGUUGCCUGUGCUCCCAGCUGGAGAAGGACCGCGAUAUCCUCUUUGCAGCAUGGCUCAGGAUUGCCCCGGAAUCGCCAGCAGCCUGGCUGAGGGACCUGCGCUGCGACAGGCCCGAGGAGCAUCUGCUGACCAGUUUGGGUUUCUUUCUUUGGAUGGCCUACCUCCCAGUGGAUCUACCCUGGACACGUGCCCUGGAAGAGCCAGAGCAUUCGCUGCCGCCAGUGCGCUGGCGAUCCAGCCACUGGGAGGGCAUCAGCGAAGACGAAGAUUGGGCGUUUGACUUGGAGCCCGCCCAUGUCUUCCGCCAUCCACUCAGCUCUUGGUGUAAUCUGGUUGACGGCGACGAAGAAGAGAACUGCUUCCAGGACUACCAGCGCGCCCCCCGUCGGCCCUGGCGUCCCUUCGCCAGUCAGCGCAGCUCUCGGCGACAGGACCGACACCAUUACACGCCCCUGCGCUGGAAAGACGUCCGCCCAUGGACUGGGGAAGAUGCGGCCGCCCCCCUUCGUCGCCGAAGGCAGCCCCGAGCUGUGGCGACAGGUGCUCGCUCGGCGGAACAUGCCGCGGCUGCUGCUCGCAAGGUGCUGGCGCAGCACAAGCGCCGGCAGGAAAUGCGCAGACACUUCAGGGAUUCUCUUGAGUGCGAGUUUCUCUGA